UUUAUAUACAGGUAACAGUGAAUUCAAUGGCGGAAUAGAUACCGAUGAAGAAGAAAUGUUGUAAAUAACAAGAUAUUUUUGUGUUUAUAUUUUAAAAAGGUGUCCACAAUGAACAUCGUAGCCGUAUUUUGUGUGUUAGGAGUUUUAUCCACUUCUAUUAGUUAUGUGGAGUGUGAUCGAGCCACAAGAUGGUGUAAUGUGAAUGAAAUGGAGGAAGAGAAAUGUUUAAAGUUUAAAGAUAUUUUAACACAAUUAAAGGCAGACACAUCUAUAAGUGACGAUGAUAAAAAAGAUAUUCCAAACAUGUUUGAAUGUGUUCGAGGUGUUGAUGUGUUUGCUUGUAUGGAUAUGAUAGAAAAAGAUUUGGCAGAUUUAAUGACAUUGGAUGCAGGUCAAGGUUAUUUUGGUGGUCGAUAUCACAACAUGAUGCCUAUUGUUGCUGAGAAUUAUGAUAAUUACGCAACAGAUGUACCAAUAUAUUAUUCAGUAGCAGUCUUCAAAAAGACACGCCCAGUGUCCAUUUCCACAUUACGAAAUAGAAAAAUUUGUUUCUCAGGUAUUGGUACUAGUGCUGGAUGGUUAUAUCCCAUAUCUAUAUUGUUAGAUGAGAAUAUAAUCCCUGUAACAGAAUGUAACGCUGUCGUAAAAUCUGUUACUAGUUUCUUCGGUCAAUUAUGUCUACCUGGAGCUUUAUCGUCAUUCUACAAUCCAUUUGGUAAUAAUCCAACAUCUGUUUGUCAUCUGUGUAAUGGUGUGGGUGAAGAAAGAUGUACAACUAGUGAUCCUACAGGAGGCUAUGAUGGAGCUUUCCGAUGUGUCGCUGAAGGUCGUGGUGAUUUGACCUUUGUACGUCAUGAUACUGUGGCACAGAUGACAGCUACCGGAGUCGCAAAUUCACCUGAUGAUUAUGGAUUACUGUGUCCUAAUGGGCAGACAAAGGCUAUAGAUGAUUACGCAACUUGUAAUUGGGGAAGUAUAUCUUCUCAUGUUGUUAUGACGUCUGCAAUCAGAACUGGGCCUGUUUUGCAAGGUUAUAAAGAUUUUAUUUUGAAGGCUGCUGAAUGGUAUGGUCCUAAUGGUAUAUAUAGCGAUAAAUUCAAACUAUUCAGUUCAGAUAGUAUCAGGAGAAACUUGAUGUUCUCAGAUAGCACCAUGUCCCUUCAAGAUGUUGGUGAAAAGAAUUAUUAUGAUUGGGUUGGAAAGAAUUUUACCAACAUUUUAUCCAACUUGAACAGAUGUCCGCUAGCCAUGGCUAGAUGGUGUGUUAUUUCGCAACCUGAGAAACAAAAAUGUGAAUCCAUGAUGAUGGCCUUUAAAGCAAAGGAUUUGAGACCAGAGUUGGAUUGUUUACUAGGGGGUAAUACAACUAAUUGUAUGGAUAUGAUAAUGAAAGGGGAUGCUGAUCUGAUGAACCUUGAUGCUGGAGAUAUUUAUUUAGGUGGAAGGAAAUACGACCUAGUACCUAUAGCAGCUGAAGAUUAUGGUGAUAUGUCUAAAUCAUUUAAAGUUGUAGCAGUAGCCAGAAAAACUGAUUCCUAUCUUACUCUAUUUAAUAUGAAAGGUAAACGAGCAUGUCAUACUGGUAUAGGAAGAGGAGAUGGUUGGGUUAUACCUUUAAAUAUUUAUAUAGAAACAGAACAAUUCUUACCCACAGAUUGUUCUAUCUUCGAAAACUUAGGUCAGCUGUUUGUAAGAAGUUGUAUUCCGGGCGCAUUAGAUAAAGAAUAUAAUCCGAAUCAGACACCAAUCAACUUAUGUGAGGGAUGUGGUGCUCAAGGUUACAGUAAAUGUAUGAGAAACAGUGUAGAACAAUAUUACGGAGCCAGUGGUGCUUUUAGAUGUCUGGUUGAACGUGGAGGAGAUGUAGCUUUCGUAAGACAUCUAACUAUAAGAGAUAAUACAGACGGUAGAAAUCAUGCUCAGUGGUCUAGAAACAGACGGUCGGAUGAUUACGAGUUAAUGUGUAAAGAUGGACGACGUAUCAGUAUUGAUAGAUAUAAGGAAUGUCACUUGGGUUCGGUACCAGCUAACGCUAUCGUUACAGCAAGUCAUAAGAGUGAUCAACAGAGAGAAAUUUAUUGGAAUUUGAUCAACUUUGGACAACAAUUUUUUUCUUCAGAUAUUGAUGGUGAUUUUCAUUUGUUUGAUUCUGGUAUGGCUUAUACAGAUUUAUUAUUCACCGAUGCAGCUGUAAGAUUUAUGAAGAUAUACCCUGAUCAACAAAAUUACAUUUCUUGGUUGGGACCAGAAUUUGUGGCACAGAUUGAAAACUUACAGAAAUAUACUUGUGUUUCUGCCGAUAGUCCAAGAAUUAAGAUGUCUUUUGUAGUAACAGUAUUAACAAUAUCAUUAUUUAAAAUAUUGUUUUAAUAAAUUAAAGUAAAAUAUUUUCCUUGAGAACUAAUUACUGUAAAGCAAGAGUAAAUUUUAGCAUGGAAUUAAGUAAAAAUCAGUACAGCUAUAGUUGUAAUGUGUCUAAAAAUAACUUGACAAGUGUUUAUUGAAAUUAAUUAGAAUUUAGUAUUUCUCCAACAUGAAUAACAUGAAAAGAAAUUUUGACUUUACAGAUAUGUUAGUUUAAGUAAACUUGGAAGAAAGUACUGGUAGAGACAUCUAAGUUAUAAAAAUAUAAAACACUAUUUCAGCAAAUUAUUGUUAUACUGUUAAAUUUUCAAAUAAUACUUUGAUUGUAGCAUGUUAUACUUGGCCUGUGUCCGCAUUAAUAAACUUUUUUCUUGCCUUACAGUAAUUUCUUUUAAUGCUUAAGAAGGAAAUACUGGUAAAGAAAUCUAAAUAAGAAAAUAUAACACAUUAUGUCCUCAAAUUAUUCUCAUACUGUGUCAGUGUCAUACUUGGCAUUUUUGCUUUCAUUUAAAUACUGCUAAUACUUUCAAAAUGGUUUAGAGAAAAAAAAAAUAUCAAAAUUUGUCAUGGAUUCCAAUCAAGUUAUAAAGUGUGUGCUAUAGUGCUUGGACAUUUUCCAAUGUUUUAGCUCUAAUUUUUGUAUAUUUUAUAAAUGUCUGAUAAUAUGUUGUUAUAAAAUAACUAGACAUAUUCUUUGUAUAUAAACAUUGUAAAUAUAACAUUCCCAAAUAAAAAAAUUCAAAAUAUAAUAAAUAAUAAAGAAAAGAAUCAACAAUCAAUCAUUUUCAGUGACAUGGGCGGGGUUUUAUUAAGACUGGUGUUUGGUUUCUUACCUCAUUGUAAAAAGUAAAGCCAUCCUAUUUCUUGGCUGAACAGGACCCAAUAGUGCUCACUCUAGCUAGCCCCUGAUCUUUUUUAAUGAUUCCAAGCCUUUUAAGUAGUUGAAUUACUACUAUUUAUAUGCAUAACACAUUGUAGUUACAUGUCAUUCAGGAUAAUAAUUAUUUAUAAUAUUGGGUUAUUGGUUAUGAGGGGUUAGAUGUGGAUCUUUUCAAAAUUAAAAAAAUUUGAACAUUAUAAUGUAUUUUUUAAAUUAACUAGAUUCAUUGUGAUUACAUUCCAUUCAUGCACAUUAUUCAUGGUCUACUAUAUUUGGCAAUUAGUUAUCUAUUAACUUACUGUAUUGAAGAUAUAGUAUUUGUAACAAAGAAACCCAUAUCUUCAUAUAUAUCUAUAGUUAAUAUUGAGUUAUCAAAAUUCAGUACAUAGCCUUGUCUGCCUAAAUCCCACAGAGUUUGGCAAUACAAGCUCCAGAAUAUAUUCACAAUUUUGUACAAGUUUAUAUUCCUUUUUAUGCACCACAAUUAAAUUUAUUGAAUUCUUGCCACAGUGGUUAUUCUAGAAUUAAAAAAAAUAGGUUUAAAAUCACAUUUUUUAUCCUUCUAUGUAAAUAUGUAAAGCUCAAUAUGUAGAUAUUUAAUAAACAUUCCUCUUUUUUAAUCAUGAUUUCUUUUGAAAACAUAUUCAUAAAUAAUUAUUUUAAUUUCAUGUUACAUUUUACUUGUAGAGUAUUUUUUGUCAUAUUUUUGUAUUUACAUAGAUCAUACUACCCUUUCUAAUAAAAUCUUUAUAGUAAUUACAA
This is a messenger RNA of Patella vulgata (common limpet), 4006 nucleotides long. RefSeq names its product melanotransferrin. The record is from RefSeq and is a predicted model, not a curated record. Bases 109 to 2370 code for a protein of 753 amino acids. Lineage: Eukaryota; Metazoa; Mollusca; Gastropoda; Patellidae. Gene Ontology annotation, cellular component: plasma membrane; recycling endosome; early endosome. The transcript is spliced from 14 exons. Gene Ontology annotation, biological process: iron ion transport.